GCGCCACGCCGUCGGCGGCAAAAAAAGUCUACGGCCCUAAUCAUCUUACAUACACAUAACCUCACCUAACCUAGAAUCUAUGUCGGUGAACUGUAAACAGUUCUAGCAUCUGAAGUAUUGUUUGAUGGUGAAGAAAUGAGUGAUCGAGCAAUAAAGUGAAUUAACGUCGAAAUGGAUUCACAAAAACGCAAGAAAAAUUACUAUUCAGGACAUCACAAUUAUCAGAAGAAACGGAAACAGUAUAAUUUGGAGCCAGGAAUCAAAGGCUUUUUUUGCACGUGUAAUUUCCGAGAAAAAGACUGCGUUCGCGAAGUGUACAGUGUACUGUCAGAAUAUGCAGAUAAUCUUUAUGGUAUUGAACAGACUGAGCUUUGUACGCGAGCAUCAGAUGAAACAGCCUCGACUGAACAAAGUGAGACAGAAAAUGGUAAUGAGAAAAUAUCACAGGAAGAGGAAGAUUCAGUGGAUAUUUCAGAAGCAUUGAAGAAAGAAGUUGCUGAACUGAAGGCAGAAUCUCAAAAGCCUGUGAAUUUACGUCGUUUCCAAGUUGUAGAUACAGGUGUAAAAAGUGUCGUUUUUAUUAGAACAACCAUACCUAAUCCGCUGGAAUUAGUUUCUACUAUCAUCAAAGAAUUGUAUGAAACAAAAAAACAGAGAACCCGAUAUCUGAUGCGGUUGCUGCCCGUUGAAAUUGUUUGUAAGGCAUACAUGGAUGACAUAAAAUUGAAGGCCAACACAUUGUUUGAAAAAUAUUUUGCCCAAGAGCCAAAAACAUUUGCCAUCAUAUUCAAUCGGCACAGCAAUAACAGCAUUAAACGGGGUGAAUUAAUAGAAGAUUUGGGUGACAUCAUCGCAAAAAAAAAUCCCGGCAAUAAAGCAGACCUAAAAAAUCCUGAACUUGCCGUUGUUGUAGAAGUAAUACGUGGAGUAUGUCUGCUGUCAAUAGCUCCCAGCUAUUAUAAAUACAAGAAGUACAAUUUACUGGAAAUAUGUGGAGUCAGGGAAUCAGAUAAAAAGGAGUCUGCUAACGCUGCAUCACCAGAACCAAUGCAUUCUAAGCCAGAAGAAGAAUCCACAGAAACAGAGGAGUCAAAAAGUGAUAAACCAGUAGAGUUGCCAGUUGAUGUCUAAUGCUAAAAGAAAAUCAACAAGAGGAUUACUAUUGCAGGAUUCAAUGAUUUCCUAUGAAAUGAUAGUAAUAACAACAACCACAUUCUUUAUUCGAGUUUUUAUGUACAUCGGUAAUAUUUCAUAUACAUUUAUCGGUCAACAACAGUAGUAAUCUACUUGCUUGAACACUUUUCGAUAGAAAAUUUCAUUACAUUGUCAACUAUGUAAAAUGUUAUUGUUUCUUAUACUUUGACCUGCUGUGAUUGCUUUAGAACAAUUGAAAGUUAUUCUAAUUUUGUAAUAUUUAUCAGGAUAAAUAUCUAUGAAGUACAGAUCGCCACAGGUCAAGAUAAUGUAGCCACGCCAGGCAAAGUGAAUUUUCCCAACAUGAGAAACUUAUCAUCGCAAAUGUUCGUUUGCGUACAAUUUACAAGUA
Messenger RNA from Neodiprion virginianus, 1546 nucleotides. RefSeq names its product THUMP domain-containing protein 1 homolog. Gene Ontology annotation, molecular function: RNA binding. NCBI's taxonomy places the organism in Eukaryota, Metazoa, Arthropoda, Insecta, Hymenoptera, Diprionidae. Gene Ontology annotation, biological process: tRNA modification. Bases 172 to 1131 code for a protein of 319 amino acids. The transcript is spliced from 5 exons. The record is from RefSeq and is a predicted model, not a curated record.